GUUCAAUAAUUCUCUUUAUCUCAUUCGUUCUUUUUAACAUUUCAAAAAGUUAUAUGCACACAGAUACAAAAGGAAAACGCGUAUAUUAAAUUAAAUCCGUAAGAUCUGCAUCAUCACUUCAGUUUCUUCCAAAACAAUCUCUCAUUUCUCAUUUGUCAUCAUCAUCAUCUUACUCUAAACUCUAUUUUCCAUCAACAAAUUGUCACCAAACCGUAAAAUCUGUAGGAAAAUCACCAGAAUUCAACUUGCGAAAUCGGUUAAUUGUUAAAAAAUGGGAAAAACCGGACGAGAUUGGACUCAGAUCUACGCAAUUUACGGCAUGGAUGACUGGCAAACGCCGGUUUUCCUGUUAAUUCACGCGAUAUUCUUCUCAAUCUCUUCGGUUCUGUUUCUCGUCUACUUCGAUUUUGUAUGCUACUCUUUCCAGUUGAUUCUUCCCGCGGUUUUUACAACCGGUUUUGCGAGAUUCGCGGCCGGUUUUACCGGCUCGGUCACCGCUUUAUCCGGGGUGUGUCUGUUUUAUGCGGCCGGAAACAUUUUUUACUCGUCGGUAGCACUUCGCUGGGAAAUGGCACAGCGAAUGGUUAGCGCGGUUCAUGACUGGUCAACAGUUAAAACCGCGCUGGAUGUUGGUUGUGGCCGUGGCAUCCUUCUCAAUGCCGUCGCCAUGCAGCUUAAAAAAGAAGGAAGCUCUGGCCGGGUUGUUGGAUUGGAUCGGAAAAACACGACUUUAUCGACUCUCAGAACUGCUGGUAUCGAAGGUGUACAGGAAUAUGUCACAUGCCGUGAAGGAGACGCCCGCCGGCUACCGUUUCCCGACAACUACUUCGACGUGGUGGUGUCGGCGGGGUUUGUGCACACGGUAGGGAAAGAAUUCGGGCAGAAAACCGCCGCGGCAGCCGCCGAACGGAUGCGAGUGUUGGGAGAAGUUGUUAGGGUGUUGAAAGGUGGUAGUGUUGGGGUGGUGUGGGACCUGGUUCAUGUACCGGAGUACGUUCAACGAUUACAAGAGUUGAAAAUGGAAGACAUAAGGGUUUCUGAGCGUGUAACGGCGUUCAUGGUUAGCAGCCACAUCGUUUCAUUUCGCAAGCCAAGUCAGCACGUUGUGGGGCCCAGUGAAGUUAGGUUAGACUGGAGAUUCAACGGAAUAUGUUGAAAAAUUAUAUUUAUUAUUUAUUAUGAGAUAUAUUACAAAAUAAUAGAAAUACAGCAUGUCUCAGGAUAAGAAUGAGUCUAGAUCAUACUCUCUUGAAUUGUUUAUAAAUGAGAUGAUAAUAAAUAUAUACCUUACAGCUUUUGUAUUUCACCUAUACAUUUGGCUUGUAUUUGAAGUUGUAAAUGAGUCAAAACAAGAACAAGUCAACGAAUUUA
Helianthus annuus (common sunflower) is the source of this 1371-nucleotide messenger RNA. RefSeq lists its product as uncharacterized. The transcript has 3 exons. The record is from RefSeq and is a predicted model, not a curated record. Gene Ontology annotation, molecular function: S-adenosylmethionine-dependent methyltransferase activity. Lineage: Eukaryota; Viridiplantae; Streptophyta; Magnoliopsida; Asterales; Asteraceae. Bases 272 to 1156 code for a protein of 294 amino acids.